Molecule: messenger RNA, 2214 nt
Organism: Branchiostoma belcheri (Belcher's lancelet)
Lineage: Eukaryota; Metazoa; Chordata; Leptocardii; Amphioxiformes; Branchiostomatidae
Product: tyrosine-protein phosphatase 10D-like
Exons: 13
Coding region: 175-2214 (679 amino acids)
Biological process (GO): detection of mechanical stimulus
Cellular component (GO): membrane
Molecular function (GO): calcium channel activity; protein binding
Source: RefSeq, a predicted model, not a curated record
ACCUGCCAGACUGACGCGACCUGGACCGGAGCUGCACCAACAUGUACAGAUGUUGAUGAGUGUGUCGCAGGAAAUGGAGGCUGUGAGCAGUUCUGUACCAACACCAUCGGCAGUUUCAACUGCUCCUGUGCAGCUGGAUUUACCCUUAACGUGGAUCAAAUCACUUGUAGCGGGAUGCCACCUCCUGCAAACAUCAGUGUUAAACACGUUAGUGAGAAGUCAGCCACUGUCCAAUGGGAGCAGCCCGUUCGAGAUGUCCUGAUUGGCUACAGGGCGUGGCUAACGGACAAAGAAUCCAUGCUUACGAUUCUUACUCAGUAUCUGCCCGAGUUAGUGACUACGGCUACCUUCAGUCCUCUCACCCCUGCAACAGAGUACGUGGUGGCCGUCACCUGCAUCAGUCCGUACGUCGAGGGACCACAAGCGGAAGUACUCGUCGUUACAUAUACCGACCCACCAAGGCAGUUGUAUGUGGAGGACAUCACGUACAAAAGCCUGUUGUUGUCCUGGAUCCCGCCGGUAGCCAAGCUGACGGGUUACGAAUUGACAUACAGCAAAACAGAGCAUUACAGGAAGCGACGAUCUGUUAGAUCUGUCACACUUCCCGGAGACAUCACUAACUAUGCUGUACAGGGACUUGUCCCUGUCACUCAAUACGUCAUCAGCUUGACGGCGGUCAGUCGCAUACCGCCAGUUUUUACUGGGUUCAACAUAACAGGGCUCCUUCCUAUGACGAAGUACACUAUUCGACUUUCUGCAGUUACCAAGUACGGACGCAGUGCCAAAGCUGUGAGCCACGGCAGCACGGACACAGACACGAGGGAUUUUUUCAAACCACCGCCACCUGAGAUGGACAAUCCAGAGUUAACCUCUAUAAUUCCUGCAACAGGUACAAACCCUAGUACCACCUGGAUUCGGUACGAAAAAAUGUCAUUAGAAAUCCUGAUUAGAGUUAUUACAGAGAUUGAUAAAAUACUCCAACCAGACACGGCACUAUCAUCCUCAACCGGACUACCUCCCGAACUGCUUCGUCACGCUCGAUUUUCUAUGGUGGAAACCAUUGAAAAUGCAGCAGACAGUCUACUAGCCAUUCUCCCAGAUACAGAAGACUACUUGAAGACAUUUGAAUUAAACGAUACUGUCGUAACGAUUGCCAGGUCUAUUACCAAUAAUAAAGUGGAGCUGCAAGGUGGCCAAGUUAACAUGUCGGCGUAUAUUACAAAUUGUGCUUUAGAUGACCAUGUAGAUGCUAAGAUGGUUGUCACAAAGAAGAACAUGUUUUCCUGGAACGCGUCUACCUCCCAGGAAAAUAUCACCACGCCUAUGACAAUGUUUUCUAUUGGGCAUCCACGCUUUGACGACUGCUCUGUGCAGCUGGAACUCUCGAUCCCAGUCUCUUUUGGACCUAUUGAACAGCUAAGACGUCGGAAACGUGGCAUUCGGGAACCUGGUUAUGUUGGGACCCAAGUUGCAUUGGAUAACGCGACAAUGACCUACCAUGUUUUUGAUGUCCCAGCUCCAACUGUUGUUGUCGUCAUGCAUAUGUCGUGGUGGGAUCACGCGGCAUCGUUUCAAGUUUUCUUCCGCUACGAUUCGCCACCAACAGAAGAGCUGUAUGACGACAGGAAGGUAGUUAGGGAAGAAUACAGUCCUGCUUGGCUUCAAGACACAAACAGCUUACAAACGUUAACUCCGGAUAUCCCAAGACGGAAGGGAAAACUGUACAUUGGCGUACAGAAAGCAGGGACGCUGGUGUUUGGGACCCACAUGAAGGCAUACAGCAAUAUGUUACAAACAACAUUUGCGUUAUUGCAGAUGUUGUUGGGAAGUUUCUCUGUGGAGGAAAUCUUAGGAUCGAACAAAUAUGUUGGCCCGAUCUUCUUCACAUUUUUCAUGAUACUCAUCUUUAUACUACUUGUCAACUUCCUGGUAACCAUCAUCUGUGAUGCCAUCGCUUCUGGUGCCUACAUUGCCGAUGAACAUGACCAAGAACUGGCUGAUUAUAUUUGGAGAAGCUUCCAGGAAUUAUUUGGGUUUUACGUUCCUCCAGGAACAGAUGAAAUAACAGAUGACGCGAAAGAAGCCAAGCUGAAUUCAAAGUUAGACAUUGUUGAAGACUCUUUAGAUGAAAUUUUAGACAUUACACGGUGUCUUUUGCAAUACAGCAAAAUGGAUAUGUCCCGACGACCUCACCCUGUCAAGACAUGCCCCUGA